Molecule: messenger RNA, 6553 nt
Organism: Oncorhynchus mykiss (rainbow trout)
Lineage: Eukaryota; Metazoa; Chordata; Actinopteri; Salmoniformes; Salmonidae
Product: ras-associated and pleckstrin homology domains-containing protein 1
Biological process (GO): signal transduction
Cellular component (GO): plasma membrane; cytosol
Source: RefSeq, a predicted model, not a curated record
CGCCUCCCAUCUGCGGCGCGCUCCUGACUGGUUUUUACAGAAUGGAGCUGGGAGGAAUCAGUGUCAGAGUUGUUACGAAGCUAAGAAGUCGGCAUCGCCGGUGAAAACCGUUCAAUUCUGAAAACCGAUCAAUUGAAAUCACAAUAUUGCAUGUGCGGAUCAAUUGUAGCAGUUUUCCCGUUGGAUACAGAGGAAAACAUUCUGGAUUUGUGAUAGUGAUUUUAACCAUCAGGGUUUUCCUGACAGACUGAGGGCAGUGAGCUUGGCUGCCCAGCUAAACUACACCAAAGAUGGAGCAGCUGUCAGAUGAAGACCUGGACCACACAGAUGGAGGAGAGGAGGACAGUGAUAAAGAAGAUCAGGAUCUAGACAAGAUGUUUGGAGCCUGGCUGGGAGAGCUGGAUAAACUCACACAGAGUCUGGAUGAUGGGAGACCAGAGACAGUCCAGAAGGCCCCUCAGAAAGCCCCUCUCAGACAGGAGACCAACAUGGCUAACUUCUGCAACCGCUUCUCCAUGUACAACAUCAACGAGGCUUUGAACAAGGGUGGAGAAGGUGUAGACCUGGAUUCCCUGAUGGCAGACCUGUGUUCCAUAGAGCAGGAGCUGAGCACCAUCGGCAAGCCCAAUAGUGGCAAGAACAGGCUGGGUGUGCCAGGUGAUGCCAAGCUGCGCCAGAAACCCCCCGCCGGCCGUGGCACCAAGGGGCAUGGUGGAGGAGGCACCUCCAGCAGUGGGGGCAGUGCCUCUAGUAGUACCCGGGCCUCGCCAGCCUCCACGGUGGCAGCUCGCCGUCCCUUGGCCUCUAACCUGGAUGACAUCACGGCCCAGCUGGAGCAGGCGUCUCUCAGUAUGGACGAGGCUGGCAGACAGAGCUCCCACUCCCUGGCUAGUGGCUCCACCUCCUCCUCCUCCACCAUGCGGAGGCCCGCCUCCCAUCAGCACUCCCACCGCAGGACAGGCUCCGUGGGGACGGUCAGCGAACACGCGGUCCGCUCCAUCUCCCAGUCCUCCUGGUCGUCGGUAAACUCUGCGUCGGCCAGCAGCAUGGAUUCCCUGGAUAGUUAUCUCCGGCCCUCGGAGCAGGACGGGGCAACACCCACACCACAGGGGUCCAAUCAGGGCCCCCCGGGCAGUACAGAGCACUCCUAUCUGGACUGGGAAACCUCUCUGAUUCUGCAAAAUAUAGCAGGGAAGCCCUCUCACUUGCUGACCAAGGAGGAGCAGGUUGCCAAGAAGAAGGCAGAGAAGAUCCGUGUGGCUUUGGAGAAGAUCAAGGAGGCCCAGGUUAAAAAGCUGGUGAUCAGAGUGCACCUGUCAGAUGAGAGCUCUAAAACCAUGAUGGUGGACGAGAGACAGACGGUCAGACAGGUUCUGGACAGCUUGUUGGACAAGUCCCACUGUGGCUACAGUCCUGACUGGUCCCUGGUCGAGACCAUCAACGAACUACAGAUGGAACGUAUCUUUGAGGACCAUGAGAACCUGGUGGACAGCCUUCUGAACUGGACCAGAGACAGCCAGAACAGACUGAUGUUCAUAGAACGCAUCGAGAAGUACGCCCUCUUCAAGAACCCACAGAACUAUUUGUUGGGGCGGAAGGAGACGUGUGAGAUGGCAGACCGGAACAAGGAGGCUCUACUGGAGGAGUGUUUUUGUGGCAGCUCCGUCUCUGUACCUGAGAUGGAGGGAGUACUCUGGCUGAAGGAGGAUGGGAAGAAGAGCUGGAAGAAGAGAUACUUCCUGCUCAGAGCCUCUGGGAUCUACUAUGUACCUAAAGGAAAAGCCAAGGCUUCCAGAGAUCUGGUGUGUUUCCUGCAGCUGGAUCAUGUUAAUGUGUACUACGGACAGGACUACCGCAGCAAGUACAAGGCCCCCACAGACUACUGCCUGGCCCUCAAGCAUCCUCAGAUCCAGAAGAAAUCCCAGUACAUCAAGUACCUGUGUUGUGAUGACGUCAGAACCCUACACCAGUGGAUCAAUGGGAUACGCAUCGCCAAGUAUGGGAAGACCCUGUAUGUGAACUACCAGGAGGCUAUGAAGAGGACUGAGGCAGCCUACGACUGGUCUUCUCUCUCUAGCUCCUCUAUCAAGUCUGGAUCCAGCUCCUCCAGCCUGCCUGACUCCCAGUCGACCCACUGCAGUAGUGAUAGUGGUGUUGCUGUGUCAGAGAACAACCUGUCAGGCCACAGCCGCUCUCAGAGCCAGGUCAGCUCCAUCUUCUCCGAGGCCUGGAAGAGAGGCACCCAGGAUGAGUUGAGGAUGGAGUCAGUGAGCAGACCCUACCCUCUGACGCUGCCCCCCAUGCACCAGUCAGCCCCCCCAUCCCGAACUAGCUACACCAGUGUCUCCCCUGAAUCCUCGCCCUCUCCCCCCGACCCUCCCCCUCCUCCUCCUCCACCUCCCCCUCUCCCCAACCCCCCUCACCAGGCUGCCCCCACCCUGUUCGUUAAGUACAGCACCAUUGCCCGCCUGCAGGGUGGCUCCAACCAGACUGCCAAUCAUUACAAUGUCCAGCCAAUGGGGCAGCAGCAAGGCCCUCCAGCCCCUCCCCUCCAGUCUGUCAAACCCAACUACAACACCAUGCCAUUGGCUUCCACUCUCCACAACCCUCCCCCUCCUCCUCCCCCCUGCUCCAUGCCUUCUCCAGGCUCUGCCAUGGCCUCUCUGAGGCUUGGCCCCCCCAGCCCUGUUCCUCAGUUCAUCCCCCCUCCUCCCCCCCAGGCCCAAACCCUGCCCCCCCCUCCUCCCCCAGAAGAGGACCACCAGUGCCCCCCUCUCAGUAACACCGGGCUGCAGCAGUUCCUGGCCCAAAAGUUCCCCAAUAUGAACUACGACUUCUCCGACCUGGAUGGCCAACCUGUGUCCCCUCCUCCUCCUGCCCUCUCCCCCCCCAUGUCACCCCCUGCACCUCCCAGAACCUUCUCUGGUGUUUUCCCACCCCAGACUGCUCCUAAGACCUUUGGUCCAGGGAUCCCCUUGUCCCCAGUCUCACCAUCCCCUCCUUCUGGUCCAAUGAAAAAGCAGCAGAGCUUCUCGACAGGCCAUUCACCCAAUCAGCCGCCUCCCACCAUGCCCAAACAGCACAGCUUCUCCUCUAAGACCCUCCCCCUGUCCGCCCCAAUCUCCCCGACCCCCUCCCUGGUCAAACAGAUAGUCAACCAGUUCCCCGGAGCCCCCCUGCCACCCCAGUCCCCCCCGGCCGUCAAGACCAAACCAAGAUGGCAGCCAGGGGGUCAGAUCCCCCCCCAGUCCCCAGAGUUCCCCCCUCCUCCCCCUGAGGACAGCCUGGACUUCCCCCCUCCUCCCCACUCUGUCCCCACCCCCGCUCCUCCCCCUCUCUCCCCUGCCAAGAUGGGCUCUCCUAUUAAGAAGUCUCCCUCCUCCACCUCAACCGGCUCCUUCGGGAAGAGGGGGCCUCCUCCCACCCCCCAGCGCGCCUCCUCCAUCAAGUCUAACUCCUCAGGGGAGUACCAGGAAGAGGCCCAGGUCCAGAGGCAGCCUAAGAAGGUGGAGUCUCUGGUCAGUAAGUUCGCCCAGCCUGCCCUCUGCUCCUGCAACUCUUCUGCUGCCUCCUCUUCUGGAUCUCCUGCUAAGGACUUGGGGCCUCCUGCUCCUCCUAAACCAGGCAAGCUGAACCUGUCAGCUCUCCCUCUAGCCCUCCAGGGUCUACAGACAGGGCAGCACUGCCAGCCCAGUGGAGACUUCCCCUCUCCUCCUUCAGAGCUCGAUUACUUCCCCCCACCUCCUCCCGACUCUGAGCUGCUCCCACCGCCCCCCCUCCUCUCUGAGCUCCACCCGGGAGCCCCCAGGGUCGCAGUCGUCAACCCCCAACCGCAGGCCACGCCCAUCUCCCACCCCGUCAGCCAAUCAUCAUGGAAGACCCAGUCUCUGAAGAAGACUCCGCCUCCGACACUGCACAGGCUGUCCCGGAGCAACACGGUCCAAGACCCCUUACCCCUGUCCCCCCCGCCCUUUGCCUGUCCCCUGCCCCCCACCUCCCCCGGGGUACCUAAGGGGGGCGGUACCCUCUCCUCGGUCCAACCCAACUUCCUGGAGGACCUGAACCGGACCUUGAAGAGGAAGUCCAUCACGCGGCACGGCUCCCUCACGCGGCACGGCUCCUCCCGGCUGGAGCCCGUCUCCAUGGACGACAUGGCCCUCCCCCCUCCUCCCCCAGAGCUGCUGCUGGACCAGCAGAGGGGUGGACAGGUCGGGGGCCACGGGUACAUGUCCUCAGGCUAUGCAACGUUACGGCGGGGGCCGCGCCCUGCCCCGCCCAAACGGGACCAAAGCACCAAACUGACGGGAGAGUGGUAGCUAGGAGGUAGCAGGGGAAAGAUGAGGACUAGGGCUUAGCUACCCAGGCUAUAGACCCAUCAAGGCUACAGACUGACUACAGGCUAUAGACCCAUCAAGACUACAGACUGACUACAGGCUAUAGACCCAAUCAGACUACAGACUGACUACAGGCUAUAGACCCAAUCAGGCUACAGACUGACUACAGGCUAUAGACCCAUCAAGGCUACAGACUACAGACUGACUACAGGCUAUAGACCCUAUCAGGCUACAGGCUACAGGCUGACUACAGCCUAUAGACCCAAACAGGCUACAGGCUGACUACAGACUAUAGACCCAAUCAGGCUACAGAUUGACUACAGCCUAUAGACCCAAUCAGGCUACAGACUACAGUCUGACUACAGACUAUAGACCCAAUCAGACUACAGACUGACUACAGGCUAUAGACCCAAUCAGACUACAGACUGACUACAGCCUAUAAACCCAAUCAGACUACAGACUGAAUACAGCUUAUAGACCCAAUCAGGCUACAGACUGACCUGAGCUUAUAGACCCAAUCAGGCUACAGACUGACUACAGCCUAUAGGCCCAAUCAGGCUACAGACUGACUACAGCCUAUAGGCCCAAUCAGACUAUAGACUGACUACAGCCUAAAGACCCAUCAAGGCUACAGGCUACAGACUGAAUACAGCCUAAAGACCCAAUCAGGCUACAGGCUAUAUGGAGCCCACAGGCCGCUCUCCCCCAGGCCACGGUCGUAUUCACUAGACACCAAACGGAAGAAAAAGGACUGAAACUGGGACUGAGGGACUGACCUGAACUUGUCCAAUAAGAAACUAUUUUUUGUUGCAAAACCGUUUCAUUACGGUGAACACUAAUGAAUACGACCCUGAACUCAGCCCGUCUCCUCUUCACUCCUCUCCUCUCAUGCCACACAGACCGGACUGAGCUAGAAGAAGAAUCUUGUUCCUUGUAAUCCCAGAUUGUUAUUCCUUUACUCUGUCUACGUUAUAAUAACUCUAUGAAAAGAGAGCGAGCCAAACCACCUAUCAAGCUUUUCCACGUGUUUGUGCCGCUUUGCAUUGAAUUAUAACACAAUAUAAACAGGUACCGUUUGGGGUUUGGGAGGGAUGUCAUGUGGGGCGGGGGGGAGGAGGAGGGGGGUAAAUUGUGUUUUUAUAUCAGAUUAUUUAAUACCUGAAAGAUAUUAUUAUUUUAAAGUUACGUUUUUAAAGCGUAGUGAGUGAAUAUGAACUGGGAGUAGUAGAGACCAGGGUUGAUGUGGAGAUGGCUCUGGUCCAGGGUGUUACGUGUGGCAGGUUCAGCUUCAGCAAGCCACACGUAACACCCUGGACCAGAGCUAGUGUAGAGACAGACGUGUGUGUGUAUAUAGGAGCAGUAUACAGGGAGGAUCCCUGGUGUAGUUGGAUAUGGGACAGACAGACAGACACUACUGUAGUUGGAUAUGGGACAGACAGACACUAGUGUAGUUGGAUUUGGGACAGACAGACACUAGUGUAGUUGGAUUGGGGACAGACAGACAGACCCUACUGUAGUUGGAUAUGGGACAUACAGACACUAGUGUAGUUGGAUUGGGGACAUACAGACACUAGUGUAGUUGGAUUUGGGACAGACAGACAUACACUGGUGUAGUUGGAUAUGGGACAGACAGACACUGGUGUAGUUGGAUAUGGGAAAGACAGACAGACAGACAGACACUGGUGUAGUUGGAUGUGGGACAGACAGACCAGGCUAACACCCCCCAUUUGGUUGUGUUUGAAAUGGCCGCCUAUUCCCUACGUAGUGCAGAGGGCCCAUAGGGCUCUGGUCUAUAGUAGUGCACUAUAUAGGGAAUAGGGCUCUGGUCUAAAGUAGUGCACUAUAUAGGGAAUAGGGCUCUGGUCUAUAGUAGUGCACUAUAUAGGGAAUAGCUUGCUGUUUCAGACACAGCCUGUUUCUGUCCAUCCAUCUGUCUGUAGAGUUCACAGAUACAUUGUGUUAAUUCUAUUCAAGAUGUUUUGCAAAAUGGUUAAAAGGCAGAUGAUUGGCUUAUGUUUUAAUGAUCCUCUCAGAUGGUCAUGGCUUUGAUUGGACAAAACGGUGCACAAUGAAGGUCAAGCUGUACGAUUGUCUGUUAUGUUGAUGGUGACGGGUCUAACCUGUUCUGUCUCUUUAGGUCACAUUAGCUGUCCGUCUGUCUGCGUAUACAGCUGCAGCUCCUGUCUCCAAGGGCCUCCUUUGGCCCUGCAGACAGACAG